Molecule: messenger RNA, 2509 nt
Organism: Thermothielavioides terrestris NRRL 8126
Lineage: Eukaryota; Fungi; Ascomycota; Sordariomycetes; Sordariales; Chaetomiaceae
Exons: 2
Coding region: 131-2479 (782 amino acids)
Biological process (GO): Ras protein signal transduction; protein ubiquitination
Cellular component (GO): cytoplasm
Molecular function (GO): zinc ion binding; ubiquitin protein ligase activity
Source: RefSeq, a predicted model, not a curated record
CCCACCCUUAGGUUUAUCUGCAGUGUCUUUCCCAACAACCACCGCCUAGCUGCACAUAUUUAAAGGUUCGUCGUGCGAGCCGCGCGGAUCUCCAGCACGGUUCGACAGUCGAAAACGAAGGUCGUCGGCUAUGCCGCAAUAUUAUUACCACCUCAAAUUCGAGCUGUACCCCACGCCCGAUCCAACAGCGAGCGCUGCCGCCGCCCCAGCCGACAACGACGACCGAGGUUGCAGCAUCAACCCCGCGAACAACGACAUCUGGGUGCCCGCGCCUGGCGCAAGUGUCUUUGACGACCUGCCUGCGCACCAACCGCGCACCCGCCAACCCACGUCGCAGGGACGUCACGCACCAUCGUCAACCUACGGCGACGACGGUAGAUACCGCGAGCCUGACGACGGGUGGUACGCCGCCGCGAGCGCUGCCGCGGCCGCGAACUCGCGGGUCAUCGACUGCGGCGGCUACCGCGGCACGACGCACGACACCGACGGCAUCCUGGGCGAUCGCCACAACGGCGUCGACGGCGACAGCGACAGCGGCAGUGGGCGUCUAGUGGUGCGGCUCAGCGAGCGGCAGUACCGCGCCCGCGCACAGGACACGUCGCCGCCGCCGCGGGUGGCCAACGGGAUUGGUCCGCACACGGCCGUGCGGGACUGGCGGUUUGGGCGCAUCAAUAUCGAGAGCUACGAUCUUGUCCGGCCGGCCGGGAGCGGGGGUACGUCGCAGCAUUCCCAUCAUCAUCAUCAUCAUCAUCCCGGUGCUGUGACGAUGGCCGGGAAGCCCGGGGAGGCUGGGCAGACGGAGGCUGCCACGCCUGCGGCAAGCCUGGGCCCGAAUCUGGGCGGCAUGGGCCAGGCGACCAAGGCGAGGUAUAUCCCGCUGGAGACGAAGAAUACGGAGGCUGGGUGGGGGAUUGUGCAUCUCUACCGCGAGGCAGAUGAGUCAAGUGCGUUGAGGGAGCUGCCGGAGGUUGGGGAUGGGCCCAGGGAAGGUGAUAGUCGCGCCGGGGGAAGUGAGGAAGAGGGCACGAUCCUGUGCAUUCCGGCUGUGCCCAGCUACAUGUCGCCGAGCGACUUCUUGGGGUUUGUUGGAGAGAAGUGGAGGGGCGAUGUCAGUCACUACCGGAUGGUCAUGACGAGCAAGAUGAGUCGGUAUAUGGUUCUCAUGAAGUUUCGGGACCGCAGGAGGGCGCGAGAGUGGCGGAAGGAGUUCAACGGCAAGCCGUUUGACAGCGUAGAGACCGAGAUCUGCCAUGUCACAUUCAUCAAGUCCAUCACGGUCGAGACACCGAGCCAGACAAGGUCCCAAAGGAAAGCCUCGGAGGGCAACGACGACCGCUUCUCGGCCGCAUCUCCCGUCAACUCGCUGAAGCCUUUCCCACCGCCGACGCCAAAUCUCAUCGAGCUCCCGACCUGCGCCGUGUGCCUCGAACGGAUGGACGACACCACCGGCCUGAUGACGAUUCUCUGCCAGCACGUCUUCCACUGCACCUGUCUGCAGACAUGGAAAGGUUCGGGCUGCCCCGUCUGCCGGGCAACGAACCCCAAGCCUACCCAGGACGACUACGACCCGGACAAUCCAUACUCACGGCCGUUCGGCUCCGGCGUGGCCAACAUCUGCAACAACUGCAACUGCACCGACGACCUCUGGAUCUGCCUCAUCUGCGGCAACGUCGGCUGCGGGCGCUACAACGGCGGACACGCGAAGGAGCACUGGAAGCUGACGGCGCACAGUUUCAGCCUCGAGCUGGAGACGCAGCACGUCUGGGACUAUGCGGGCGACAUGUGGGUGCACCGGCUGAUCCGCGACAAGGGCGACGGGAAGGUGGUCGAGCUGCCGAGUCACACCCCGCAUCACGACCGCCAAGCCGGGGCGGCGCAGGAGGACGUCGUCCCGCGCGCCAAGCUCGACAGCAUCGGGAUGGAGUACACGCACCUGCUCACCAGCCAGCUCGAGAGCCAGCGGAUCUACUUCGAGGAGAUGGUCAACAAGGCGGCCGACAAGGCGGCCAAGGCGUCGGCGGCGGCGGAGGCCGCCUCGGCGCAGGCCGGCGAGGCGCUCGCGCAGCUCGCCGCGCUGCGCGAGGAGCACCGCGCGCUCAAGGACGAGACCGUCCCGUCGCUGGAGCGGGAGCUGGCGCGCGAGAAGGCGCGCGCGGCCAAGUCGGCGGAGCUGGCGCGCAGCCUGGGCAAGGCGCUGCAGGAGGAGAAGGAGGUCAGCGCGGGGCUGAUGAAGCGCAUCGAGCACCUGCAGGGCGAGGCCGCGGGGGCGACCAAGGCGGCGGAGCAGCUGCGGGCGGAGAAUGAGGAGCUCAAGGAGAUGAACCGCGAUCUGAGCAUGUUCAUCAGCGGGCAGGAGAAGCUGCGAGAGCUGGAGAAGGAGGGGGCGGUUGGGCAGGGGGAGCUGGAGCAGGGCGUGGUCGGCGUUCCCGAGGGGUCGUCGGGCAGUCGGAGGAAGGGGAAAGGCAGGGCGAAGAAGUGAGGAUCACUAUCGGCUUUUGCGGCGGUCUGA